GUGCGUGCUGACGCCGCCUGGUUCUAUAUGAGCGCGAGCGGCGGGCUCUCUGCUCCCUCUUCUCAUUUUGCCGCCAUCCCUGAAGGGGCGCUUCCCUCCUGUCUCCCGGCACUGCGCGGCGGCGGCGGAUCCCUGUCUGCUCGGUGUCCCCGGUGUUUAGAAAAAUCCUAAAAUGGCAAACAUAGACAAUAAAGAGCAGGCUGAACUGGACCUACAAGACAUGGAAGAUGUUGAAGAAGUAGAAGAAGAAGAAGAAUCUGGGGAGGAUGCAAACAGUAAAGCUAGGCAAUUGACUGCACAAAUGAUGCAGAAUCCACAAAUUUUAGCUGCUCUUCAAGAAAGGUUAGAUGACCUCGUUGGUACACCAACUGGCUACAUUGAAAGCUUGCCUAAAGUAGUUAAGAAACGAGUGAAUGCUCUUAAAAAUUUGCAAGUUAAGUGUGCCCAAAUUGAAGCUAAAUUCUAUGAAGAAGUGCAUGAACUGGAGAGGAAGUAUGCUGCUUUAUAUCAGCCACUUUUUGACAAAAGAAGUGAUAUCAUAAAUGCCACAUAUGAACCCACGGAGGAAGAAUGUGAGUGGAAAGUAGACGAAGAGGAGGAGAUUUCGGAGGAUAUGAAAGAGAAGGCAAAACUUGAAGAGGAGAAGAAAGACGAAGAAAAAGAGGACCCAAAAGGAAUCCCAGAGUUCUGGCUGACAGUCUUCAAAAACGUUGAUCUCUUAAGUGAUAUGGUUCAGGAACAUGACGAGCCAAUUCUGAAACAUUUGAAAGACAUAAAAGUAAAGUUUUCAGAAGCUGGUCAGCCAAUGAGUUUCACACUAGAAUUUUUCUUUGAGUCCAAUGACUUCUUUACAAAUGAAGUGCUGACCAAAACAUAUAAAAUGAGGUCCGAGCCUGAUGAGUCUGAUCCCUUCUCAUUUGAUGGGCCAGAAAUUAUGGGAUGUACAGGGUGCCAAAUUGACUGGAAGAAGGGAAAGAAUGUCACUUUAAAAACCAUAAAGAAGAAACAAAAGCAUAAGGGUCGUGGUACAGUAAGGACUGUUACAAAAACUGUUCCAAAUGACUCAUUCUUCAACUUCUUCAGCCCACCUGAAGUACCUGAAAAUGGAGAGCUGGAUGAUGAUUCCGAAGCCAUUCUCACUGCAGACUUUGAAAUUGGACAUUUCUUACGUGAGCGAAUAAUUCCCCGAUCUGUACUGUAUUUUACUGGUGAAGCUAUUGAAGAUGACGAUGAUGAUUAUGAUGAAGAAGGGGAAGAAGCUGACGAUGAGGAUGCUGAAGAGGAGGCAGAUGAAGAAAAUGACCCAGAUUAUGAGCCCAAGAAAGAUCAAAACCCAGCUGAGUGCAAGCAACAAUGAAGCAAUGUGUAUGUGGCCUUGUUAUUACCUGCACUGUAAUAAAUUAAACUCAACUGUUAGUUACUUACAGCCUUAUGUUUUGUAUCUUCUUGGUAGAAAGUUAACAAUUUUUUGUUAAAAAAAUAAAUAAAAUUAAACAUUUAAAAACAUGUUUAAAUGGUAAGAUCAUUCAACCUAGUAUUAAGUGUACUUCCCUUCCAGGUAUCUAUAUACAAUACAGGUAUAUACCCUAAAGCAUGUUCUUCACUGCUUCUUAGUUUUUUUUGGUUCUUGUGAAGUCUUGCCAUGUAGCUAUUAGACUGCAGAUGUGAAGAAUUUUUGGGACUGCUAAGACAAGUACUUGGAGAAUCCUCUUCCUCAAGGAACCAAAGUUAUUUCUUUCAACCCAGUAGUUUUAAACCGGUUGUCUGCUUGUAAUAGCCGUGCCUUCGUUGAGUUUGUUCUAGGAAUGCAGUUACUACAUUUAAGAUGGGACAUUAUGAAAACUAAACUUGGCUUUGACUCUCCAACCAGACCAUGUCCACUGAUUCAUGUCUGCUUGUGUAUGCUAUGGGUUUUGUAUUAUGUGACUGCGAUCUACAAAGGAAUAUGAUGGUCAACAUAAGGUUAUUGUUUACCACUGGGGUGUGAAUAAAACCUAGUAUUUUCAGAGGUC
Messenger RNA from Pelobates fuscus (common spadefoot toad), 2012 nucleotides. It is a transcript of the gene NAP1L1, whose product is annotated as nucleosome assembly protein 1 like 1. The record is from RefSeq and is a predicted model, not a curated record. The coding region runs from base 173 to 1357 and encodes 394 amino acids. The transcript has 15 exons. Gene Ontology annotation, molecular function: chromatin binding; histone binding. Gene Ontology annotation, biological process: nucleosome assembly. Gene Ontology annotation, cellular component: chromatin; nucleus. Lineage: Eukaryota; Metazoa; Chordata; Amphibia; Anura; Pelobatidae.